CAUGCACGAAGCUCACAUAAGCGACGUGAAAAAAGAAGAAGAAGACACACCAACAAAGAGUUUAUCAAGUUUAUUAUUAAUUUCCUUCAUGCAGGAGGAGGCGGAGGCGGAGAAUGAGCAGAAGGUUGUUCUUCGAAAGGCGGUGUCCGACGUCUCUCAAGAAAUGGACAAGUACCUAGUAAAGUCGGAGCUAGAGACGAUGAAGUUAGGUGCCAUUGAAGAAGUGGAACAAGCUGAAUGCGAGUGCUGUGGAUUGAAGGAAGAGUGCACCAGAGUAUACAAAAGGCAAGUUCAAGAACGGUAUUGUGGGAAGUGGGUGUGUGGCCUUUGUGCUGAAGCUGUAAAAGAGAGAGUGUUAUUAGCAGAGAGACCAAGAACAACUAGUUCAAAGGUGGUGGUGGCCAUGGAAGAUGCUUUGAACCAACAUAAGGAUUUUUGCAACCAGUAUAACGCCACUACUAGGAUUAAUCCAAAGCUAUCUUUAACUCUUUCUAUGAGAGAAAUAGCAAAGAGAAGUUUAGAGAAAAGGAAAAGUAUGUCCAAACUUGGAAGGAGCUCUAGUUAUCCCUAAGAAAUUAUACAAAUAAUUCUUAGUUAGAUGCUUAUUAUUCCAUCUUUGUUUCACCAAGUUCACUAUUGGUGUGACAAUGAAAAAAAA
Molecule: messenger RNA, 658 nt
Organism: Arachis ipaensis
Lineage: Eukaryota; Viridiplantae; Streptophyta; Magnoliopsida; Fabales; Fabaceae
Source: RefSeq, a predicted model, not a curated record